AUGUAUUCACUAUUUGACUUACAGGCUGGUCAUAAUAUCCUGCCAUCAAAAACGCCAGUUGAAAAUGUAUUAUUGGAGGUUUCUGAGGACGACUUGAAAUUUUUAAAGUCUACUCAACCUGUCAGCCAGUCCAUAUUAACUCAGCCACAACAAGA
This is a messenger RNA of Paraglomus occultum, 155 nucleotides long. NCBI's taxonomy places the organism in Eukaryota, Fungi, Glomeromycota, Glomeromycetes, Paraglomerales, Paraglomeraceae. The record is from the annotation of a GenBank genome assembly.